This is a messenger RNA of Letharia columbiana, 2202 nucleotides long. RefSeq lists its product as uncharacterized. NCBI's taxonomy places the organism in Eukaryota, Fungi, Ascomycota, Lecanoromycetes, Lecanorales, Parmeliaceae. The coding region runs from base 1 to 2202 and encodes 733 amino acids. Gene Ontology annotation, molecular function: protein binding. The transcript has 2 exons. The record is from RefSeq and is a predicted model, not a curated record.
AUGGUAGAUCCAGUCUCCGUUAUCAGUCUUCUAGCUAUAGGAUUACACUCAGCGAACAAACUUUCUACUCUGGUUGGGGAUAUUCGAGACGCUCCACGAGAGAUCCAGAAUAUCUCGGACGAUUCCGCAUCUAUCUGCGAUAUCCUAUAUACUCUCAAUGGGUUUCUCGAGGAGAAAAAGGACUUCCAGCUUCCUACAGAGAUUACACAGAGCUUGCAGGUCCCUCUUGCGAGUACCCGCUCGGCCGCGGACAAUCUGGUCGAAAAACUCAAGCCUUUCGUGAAAGAGAAGGGUGAAUCGAAGACGUCGAAAUGGGUGGCUGGGAUUAGAUGGUCAUUCUCUCACAAGGAUGUGAAGCAGCUGGCUGAGCAAUUGAACAAUGGCAAGUCAACACUGAGUAUGACUUUGGCCGUCGUCAAUGUAAUCAAAACUUCCCAUGUCAAGAACGACACCACCGAGAUCAUUGAGUACUUGAAAAGACUCAAUCAUGAAUCGGAAGUAGCGCAAGAAAGUACGGAGGGUCAAGGGACAUCAGUUCAAGCCGGCGUUGAAGGCUUCGACACGCGCAUGAAGGAUGUCAACUUUGCCAUGACAAGGUUUCUUGAAACUUCGUCUACCGCAAUUGAGUCUCCAACUCAUUCGCCGUGGGCUUCAACAACAGAUGUUGCGCAAGUUUCGACUUUCGAUGGAAAUCUAGACGAUAAUGAGUACUCCGAUCUUGAUCGCUCACCAACGUCGGCAAAGCAAGAUUAUGAACCCGAGAUUCGGCAUAUGCUCGCACAAGAGCAGGCUCACAGUUUCAUGAACGAAGAUGGUCAGACGGCCCUGCACCUUGCAGCCAAGCAGGAUGCGUACUUGACGUGGGACGUUCUCAGCUGUGGCGUUGACAUUAAUAUCCGCAAUGUCAACGGUGAAACUCCGCUGAUGUGCGCAGUCAAUGCGGAGAACCUAGACACCGUAACACUCUUGCUCAAGAAUCAUGCUGAUGUCAAUGCGGUAGAUGAUCAGCAGGCAACGUGUCUUCAUUUGGCAGCGUCGAAGGAUGAAUCUGGAUCUAUAACUCAAUUACUCUUGAGACGUGAACCAGAUACCGAAAUGCUGGAUGAAACCGGACGAACGCCAUUGUUCCGCGCAGCCUUCACCGGUAAUGAUGCGAUGGUCCGCCAACUACUUAAAUUCGGGGCCGAUCCGAAAGCCAAAGAAUCGGACGGCUUCAGUGCUCUACACUACGCUUGCAUGCAAGCCAACCACGUCUUCACGAGCCGUCUCCUCGACAAACGUGGUCCCGACUUUGAGGCAUUUUACGAACUCGCCCGGUACGGCCUACCCGCCGAUCCUUCCCAUUCUACCAUCUCAAAGAGGCGCGCCCAAAUAGUCCACAGCCUCCUCGCGCACGACGCCAACGUUCACGCCAGCAGCGAAGGCUUGACACCCUUACACAUUUCUGCCGCAACAGCUCAAGAACAACUCGUAAACAUCCUGCUGUCCAACGGCGCAAAGGCUACCGGCGUCCCCGUUAUUACCGCCUACUGGGGCCUCACUCCAGAGACAGUCGACCUACUCCUCACCCGCGGCGCCAACGUAUCGGCUACCGACUGCCGCUGGAACAAAACCGCCCUGACCUGGACCGCAGAGAUCGGCUCCCCCACCACGCUCAAGGUACUCCUCAGCCACGGCGCUAGCGUGCACCAUCAGGACACCCAAGGCUCUUCGGCUUUACAUUACGCCGGAGCGAAUGCUCGCAACGAGUCCAUCGCGCUCCUCCUGGACGCCGGCGCAAAUCCCAACUUACUUGACUCAGGAGGUAGCACACCGCUCGUCAGGCUCGCCUCGGCCCGUCGUUUCUACCUUGCGGGCAGGUGGUGGAAUCCCUCAGCCGCGGAGCGUAAGAAAGCAGCUACGCUACUGCUCGGUGCUGGUUGCAACGCUUCGAUAAAAGACAUGCAUGGGAACCUGGCAGUUCAUCACGCGGCCGGGAACGGGUACCGAGGUGUUCUAGAGGCGAUUGAGAAGGCGGGAGGAGAUAUGGAGUUGCUGGACGGGUUUGGGAUGACAGCGGUGGAGUGGGCAAAGGAGAGGGGGAGGAUGGAGGUGGUGAGUGUUCUAAAGAGAAAAAGGGCGGUGAGAAGGGGAGGGGGCGGGGAAAAAGGAAAGGAAGAGGAGGGUGAUGAGUCUGCUGCACAUCAAGUCAGCAAAGCAUGA